This is a messenger RNA of Gaeumannomyces tritici R3-111a-1, 1635 nucleotides long. RefSeq lists its product as hypothetical. The record is from RefSeq and is a predicted model, not a curated record. The coding region runs from base 369 to 1454 and encodes 361 amino acids. Gene Ontology annotation, cellular component: membrane. The transcript is spliced from 4 exons. NCBI's taxonomy places the organism in Eukaryota, Fungi, Ascomycota, Sordariomycetes, Magnaporthales, Magnaporthaceae.
GCGUAUUCCGUGUUCGUACCGUAUUCCGUACCUGUAUAUCGUGUCUCUCCCACCCCCAUCAAGUCGGGUCAGCUUGGCAUCAAAGCCUCGUCGAUACACGAGGCGGAGUCCAACAACACAGCAUUCAACCGUCAGACUAGGCAUUCAUCUCAGGGAUCUCUGCCAUGGACCUCUGUACCUGUCUUCAUAAAGGCAGCGCCUUGCCGCCUUCCUUGGACGCCAGAAUGUCUUGGAGACCAGACUCCCAACCUAUCAAGCGGAAAUAUCACGCCCGGCCAUCGCGACCAGUGCCGCUUCGACUACAAACCUAUAUUUUUUCGCGACAUAGCCUGAUCUCCUGUUGAUAUCGGUCUUCCCAAGCUUUGACGAUGUCUGGCAACAGCGCUGCUUCGAAAAGCUUGUUCUUCUACACCCCCAGCACUGCUGCUGCGGCCGCCUUCACUUCGGCGUAUGCACUGCUGACCCUGGGCCAUCUUUACUCGACCUGCAAGUACAAAAGCUGGAAUACCUCUGGCCUGUUGCCGUUUACAGCUCUCGCCUUCACCUCUGGCUUUGCGGUCAGGAUCUUUUGUUCCUACCACCCUACCCACGCGAAUGCCUUUAUCGCAACCCAGUUCAUCCUCUACGGCACAGCCCCCUUGCUCGAGCUCGCCAACGCCCACAUCCUAGGACGAAUCCUCUACUAUGUCCCCUACCUCUCACCGAUCCACCCGGGCCGCGUCCUAUCCAGCUUCCUCAUACUCUCAUUCGUCGUCGAGAUCCUCAAUGCCCUGGGCGUCAUGCAGAGCAUCGCCGGCGCCAUCCUCCAGGACAGGGACCCCGAGGACGCCGCGGCCCGCGUCAGUGCGGGCAGCGCCAUGAUGAAAGCCUCGCUCGUCCUGCAGCUCUCCUUUGCGCUCCUCCUGGUCGGCCUCGGCGCCGUCUUCCAGUGGCGCUGCCGCCGCCGCGGCAUCCGCGCGCCCCGCGUCGACCGGCCCCUGCUCGGCGUCUACCUGUCGAUGCUGCUCGUCACGGCCCGCACCGCCUACCGCACCGCCGAGCACUUUGCCUUUGACAACCUCACCGUCACGGGCCCGGACCUGGACCCGGCGUCGGUGCCGCCCGUGGUGCGCUUCGAGUGGUACUUUUACGUCUUCGAGGCCGCCUUCCUGUUUCUCGCCGUCGCCGUCUUUGUGGUCCUGCACCCGCGCCGCUGGCUGCCGCCGAACAAGACGACCUACCUGGCGCAGGACGGUGAGGCGGAGCUCGAGGGCCCCGGCUGGAACGACAAGCGGCCCUUCAUCGUCACGCUGUGCGACCCCUUCAACUUCGCGGGGCUCCUCGGCCGGACGCCUCGUGGCGCUGACGGGAAUGAUCGUCCGUUCUGGGAGAGUAAUGGGUACGAGUUCAAGAAGGGAAUGGGUCGAAGGAAAGGCGAAUCUGCAGAGGAAGGCCUCGCGGUUCGCGGCAACUGAGCGAAAACAUUGCGGUCAGCAAAGCUUGCAUGAUGAUCUGCGCCUCACCGCUCGACAAGGGCACUGCCAGAGCCACCGGGGGGCUGUUCGUCACACCAAGCAUCUAAGUGGCUGUCAAGGAGUGGCGGGCUUUUGUGCUUAUAUACUAAACAGCUUUAAUAGACAGCGUCGUAUAUGCCAA